ACCAAGAGCGAGCCAAGUUGUACAGAAAAACCUGAACCUGUGUCUUUUCAUUUUCCAAAGAGAGUAUGUGGCCUUUUGGGGGAGAUGUCAUUUAGAAGUAAGAACUUUCCUGUUCCCAUAAAUACAACCGGGAGAGCUACAGAAAAGAGAAGGGGAUUUUCUUAUAUGUAUGCUAAUGCUAUACACCAAACCUCCUCCCUCAGCUCUUCCAUCAGUCCUCGCCUUCAGCAGGUGAAUGGUAUUCUGGAGAUCGAUUCUCCUCCGUUGAUGAGCCCUUAUUUGCUCUUUCCUUCCUUUCAUUCCACCUAGCCCAUACCCACUUCAGAACGAUGAACCCUCCGAGUGCAUAGACCUGCAAACCACACAUAACCUGGUCAGGUCUUUACCACAGCAGAAAGUAGAGAACAAACUUGCAAGCCUGAAAGUAGUUAAA
Messenger RNA from Linum tenue, 433 nucleotides. The record is from the annotation of a GenBank genome assembly. NCBI's taxonomy places the organism in Eukaryota, Viridiplantae, Streptophyta, Magnoliopsida, Malpighiales, Linaceae.